This is a messenger RNA of Cladophialophora carrionii CBS 160.54, 1167 nucleotides long. RefSeq lists its product as uncharacterized. The record is from RefSeq and is a predicted model, not a curated record. Bases 1 to 1167 code for a protein of 388 amino acids. The transcript is spliced from 2 exons. Lineage: Eukaryota; Fungi; Ascomycota; Eurotiomycetes; Chaetothyriales; Herpotrichiellaceae.
AUGGCUGUCGCAACAAAACUGACGACGACAUUUGGUUCCGGACGUCCUCAAGAGACUCCUUAUCAGCUCGAUCCUGAACAGACACUCAAAGCAUCUCGAGCCUUGCUACAACACAUUCGAACCGAGACCCAACGUUUGCAGCAGGCUUCCUCAAAAAAGAGCCUUCUGUCAACCAGUGCCUCCGAUUCUGACGAGGAUGUUGCUGGGGAUGCGGAAGCGCCGAUAUGGAUGACCCUCACCACCAAACAACAUAUUGUCGACAAGAACCGUCUCAAACCCAGCAAAAUCCCAGUCCCACAUUCUCUGAACACAUCACCCGACCUUCGAAUAUGCCUUAUCACCGCAGAUCCCCAAAGAGCAGUGAAGAACCUGGUGGCCGACCCUGCCUUUCCAGCGCAACUCAAAACGCGCAUCACUCGAAUAAUUGGUUUCACCAAAUUAAAGGCGAGGUACAAGACAUUCGAGCAACUGCGGGAACUGCUAUCUGAGCACGACAUUUUCCUGGCCGAUGACCGAAUCAUCACCCGUCUACCUCAGACCCUCGGCAAAGUCUUUUACAAGGGAACAUCGAAGAGGCCGAUUCCAAUCGUUAUCACAGACUCGAGGAAAGACAAGAAGGAAUCGAAAGCUCCAAAGGACGACGGCGUCGCUGCCAACCCCUCGCCUCAGGCACUGGUGAGAGAAAUUGAGAAAGCUCUGGAUUCUGUACCUGUCAGCGUCAGACCCGGCACUCUUGUCGCUGUACGCGUUGGACUGGCCGCCUUUAAGCCAGAGCAAUUGGCGGAAAAUAUCACCGCUGUCGUGGGUAGAUUGAUCGAAAAACACGUCGUGAAAGGAUGGAAAAAUGUUCGCGGUAUCCAUAUUAAAGGACAGUCUUCUUUAGCGGUACCCCUGUGGUUAGCAGAAGAUUUGUGGACGGAGACCGAGGAUAUUAUUGAGGCAGCAGAAGAACAUGAGCAGCUGGGAGAUGGGGUCGAUCAAGAUGAAAGUGGACAGAAGCGCAAGCGAAACCCAGCAACCACAAAGGGGCCACAGACCGGCUCUCGGAAACGGGCAAAGGUUGCCGAAGGAAAGAAUGGAGAGACCGGGUCUGAUCAGCAGCUUGUUCAAGCGAGAAAGAGCAAACUAGCCGCUCAGAAAGCAAAGGUAUUUGGCGGAGAACUGUAG